GUUAAAGAUUCAUUGAAAACAUACAUUUAUAGGCCUUGAAUAUUAUUAUAUUUUUUUUAUUAUUAUUAUUAGCACCUCCUUAUAUACUACAUUGGUUGUUUUUCCACUUGUGGCAAAAAUGACUAAAUGUAAAUGUCAUACAUAGAGCACCUUACGUCACCAAAUAAUUUUUCUUUAGUCAAGAGUGCCAUUAAUUUCUUUACUUUAAUAUGAAAUACUCUCGCUAUAAUGUCAUGACGAUCGUCCAGCUUUUGUCCUGAAAACAGUGCAUCUAUGAUGUCUUUCCAAGUAGGGUUACAUGAAAAUGUGAUGAAUAGAUCAGGGCGACCAUGUACGCGGACAUAUGUCAUGACAUCUUGAGUUCGUUCAUGUAUAUACCUAGGUCCGCCAGUAAAUGAUGAAGGAAGUACUAUGAUUUGACCUAGAUUAGUUUCAUUAACAUCAUUACUCCCCACAUUAUCUUUGAGAUGAAUAUAGUUCUCAGCUCUUAGCUGUUUCUGAUGAUUCCUUAUACAAUUCAACCUUUCAGUUUCAAUUUUUGCGUAUAAUUCGACCAAAAAUUGACUGAAGAGGGAACGGAAGUAUACAAUAUGGUUAACUUCAUCUUGCCUAAUCAUAAUUCGGUAAGCAUAAAAGGAUGCCGCAGAAACUUUUUUUUCAAGAGGCAAUUUCGUAGUGGGAUUACACAAUGGUAUGUCAAUAGAGUAUCCGUCCUCGCCAUGGCAAAACAUAAGUGGAUACUGCAGAGCGUCGUAUGCUCGAUGAAUUUCACUGAUACGCUGUAGUUUAUUAUCGUGACUUUGUCUCUAUUUUCAAAUUGCUGACUUCCAAUUAUCAGAGCUAUUUCAUUUUGUGUUGGUGCGUUAAAACGACCAACAUGAGCAUUAUUUGGUUUUCUGUUUUAACGGAUGACCACUUUAAAUUCUUUACAGUUCUUUUGCACCGCAUUAAUCGUGGUCUUAAAUUGUUUGACAUAACUGUUUUUUUCCUGGAGUAUGCUUUGCAAUUGUUUGACCAACCCUGGUUUGACGUCUGUAAAAUUGGCGCACCCAGAGCGAACUUCUCUCUCAUUCUCUCCUACAAAAUAUAUUUGUGAAAAUUGGGCAUUCUGAUCAGGUUUAUGCAUGAGACUCCCUACCAAAUGGUACACCUGUCCUUGAACUUUGAAGGUAGGCAUAAAUCCUUCUGUUACAAUUUUUUUAUCCCCAAAUGAUGUCAUUUUAAAGCACCCAUUGUAUUUUCGUAUAAGGUCCAUAAAAUGAUUAUGAUGGGGGUGUCUGUCCAUAAGCAGGCUGUUGAGAGGUUCCGCAAAUGUUCAAAAGAUGGAAGCUGCACUUUUCCAUUAUUGCAGCACAUUCCGAGGGUUUCUUCUUUCCAUUUUAGAGCAUUGCAGUAUUCGCACUUGUGGUUCAUAGAACCAAGAGCUAUAGUUUUUUCUGCCUCAUAAGCCAGGUUAGGAUUGUACGUCAUUCCUGAGUUGACCAUUAUUUUCCAUGGAAGUGUUAGUCUUUCAACUUUCCGGCGGGGAUUAGUAUGCUCAUAUCGAGACUUAGCAGCUCUGCCUACCUCAGGAUUAUCUAGCUGGUACCUGGCAACUGCAGAUCUGUUCACUAAAGGAUUACGAAGUGCAUAUGUCUUUGCCGCGUUUUUAAGUUGUUUUUUUCUUAUAUUGCCAGUGUAUCUGGCACGGCGUUUUCUACCCUUCUUCAGGGAUAAAGAGAAAGGUGACUGCUGUAAUAUGGAAUCUCUCUGAGGGAUCAAUAUUUCUGACUCAUUAGGCAGGUAUACAUCAAAAUGGCCCCUAGAGAGAUUUUGCGUAAAACGCAUCCUCAAUACAGGGUAACCUUCAAUACCAAAAUGCUCAUAGAGCUGAUAAUUGCGGUAAACUUCAAAAAAGUUGUUGAACAAUUGUCCAGCGGCCAUCAAUUCACAUAAACCACCAUAAGUAUAUAAUUGAGACAUGUCAGCAAAAUACUCAGCGGAACUCAUAUAGUUGUUCCCAUUCUUGUCGUGAGACAUGACAGAAAACUCCGUCCAAUUUUUUGUUACGUGGCUCACAAUAAGCUUGCGUAUUUCUUUGGCCAUUUGCUCAGUUCCGUACAUAAGAUAGGAGAACGAAUUAAAUAAACAGGCACCAUCUCCUGUAAUAGGUACAACGAUGUCAGAUACCAUUUCCCCAUUCACGUUUAAAAACUCGAUGACAACGGUGCAGUGGCUGAUCGGUCAAUGGUGGGGGGUGAGUAGUGCCGACGGAGUUGUAGGCAGCACGUAUUCACCAUUUCGCGUUAUCUUUGUACUUUGACCGUCUACCGCCCGUACCUAUUGUGUUUUGCAAUCGCGGUUCGCCGAUAACUUCGACUAUAUGUAUAUAGAUUAAUUAAACUGUGUAUACACUUAACAGUGUAUCAAUACACUGAACAGCGAUAAACAAUUUGAAAAAAAUACAUAUUUAUAGCUAUAUAAAAUGUAUACAAACUUUAAAAAAAUGACUAAAUGUAAAUGUAUCAACACAUAAUACAAGUUGUUAUAGCAACUAUUUAUAAACAAAAAUUCCAUCGUAAAUCACAAAAUCCCAGUUUUAGCAUUCCUUUAAAAUGCGAAUUUUGAAAAAUCCUUUCUUAGUGCACCCUUACAUUGCUUAAGGAACCUCUGUACAAAAUUUCAAGUCUCUAGACCCAGCGGUUUGGUCUGGGCGUUGCACAGACGCGUAUUUAAGGAAAAACAUGGUCAAAACCGAAAGAAAUAAAAAUAACUGAAUAAGAUAACUAUUGACGGAUCUCGAUGUAAUGAUAUUGUUCUUAGUAGAAGAGACUUGUAUACAAUUUUAAAAGAAGGUUCAACAAAAUCGAAACAUCCACAUGGAAAUUAUGAACACUUAACAAAAUAUAUACUAGAAAUUACUAAAUAUCCAAAUGAAUUACCGAAGGAUAUAAAAAAGGUUUUAUCUUAUUUUAUUUCCCAGUUUAAUACCAAAUGGUCUGCAUCAUCUCGAAACGUAGAUUAUUUUUUAAAAAAAAAUUUUGAUUGGUUGGAAACUAAAAUAAGUUUUCCUAUGUACAAAGCUUCUUCAUUUUCUUCAAAUGAUAUAAAAGUUAAGGGUGGAAGACCAAAAGUGGAUUUCUCUAAGAGUAGUGAACGUACAAAACGUAGAAAAACUCAAUUGUUAAGGUCCGAGGUGGGUUCUUUAGAAUUAUCUUAUGCGGCUCAGAUGAGUCUCCGUGCAAGUGGCCAGUUAGAUGCUGCUAAUGUGAUAAAAGAUGUGACAUUAACAACACCUAAACGAGCAGAAAAAUAUAGAAAGGCUUAUAAAGAAACGUCAAAAUCAGUUAUGCCCUACACUGACGAUAAAGCACUUUCCCUUAUUAUAGAAGCAAAACUAUCAAAGCAUCAGUAUAAUAUUUUAAGGUCUACUGCUAAACUCAAUAAUUGCAAUAUUUACCCACCGUAUGAAAAAAUUACUUUAGCAAAGAAAAGAUGUUAUCCCGAAUCUAUGACAAUAACUGAAAUUUGUGCAGAAGUUCGAUUACAAGCAUUAUUGGAACAUACAUGCAUACGAAUAAUUCAAACACAAAGUGAUGUAAUAAAUCAUUUUUCAGAUGAACAACUUAAAAAUUUAAAAUUAAUUUGCAAGUGGGGCUGUGAUGGUUCAAAUCAAAAGGAAUAUAAGCAAAUGUUUGAGGACAAUAAUAGUUCUGAUGAUAACGUUUUUUUAAUAUCGCUUGUCCCUCUUCAAUUAAUUUACUGUGAAAAUAAUGAAAAUCCACCAAUAUAUGUAUGGACAAAUCCACGACCAUCAUCACCAAGAUUUUGUCGACCAAUAAAAAUUAAAUUUAUCCACGAAACCACAAAAGUAAUUACUAUUGAAACCAAGAACAUAGAAAAUCAAAUAGAAUCAUUGAUUCCUUCUUCUUUUAUUUUUAAUGAUCGUGAAGUGGUAGUAAAUUAUCAAUUAUUAUUUACAAUGGUCGACGGGAAAGUAUGCAAUGCAGUGUGUGAUAAUAAAUCCACGUUAAAAUGUUACAUUUGCGGUGCAACAUCUAAGGACUUUAAUGACAUUAGUAAUAUUACUCGUAUAAAAAUCGACGAAUCGAACAUAAAGUUAAAUUUUGGGCUAUCUAUAUUACAUGCCUGGAUACGAUUUUUUGAAUGUUUGCUUCAUUUAGCUUACAAAUUAAAUGUAAAAAAAUGGCGAGUAUUAGAUAGCAAAAUUAAGGAAGUUAUUAAAACUAAUAAUAUUACGAGUAGAAUUCAACAAGAAUUUAAAUCACAAUUAGGACUAAUAGUAGAUAAACCAAAACCUGGGUUCGGUUCCUCAAAUGAUGGAAAUACGGCACGCAGAUUUUUUGAAAAUUCUUUCAUAUCAUCUUCUAUAACUGGAAUAGAUGAAGGUAUAAUAAAACAAUUUCAAGUUGUACUUUUAGUCAUAUCAAGUGGUUAUAAUAUAAAUGUGGAUAAAUUCAAAAUUUUUACUCUUGAUACGGCAAAAAACUUUGUCAAUAAAUAUCCAUGGUAUCCAAUGUCUACAACUGUACAUUAAAUUUUAAUUCAUAGUUCAGAAGUUAUAUCGUCUUGUAUCUUGCCUAUUGGUCAAUUGUCCGAGGAAGCGCAAGAGGCACGUAAUAAGGAUUUUAGAAAAUAUCGUGAGGACUUUUCACGUAAAAUGUCAAGAAAAGUUACAAUGGAAGACGUUUUCAAUCGUCUUCUUGUAUCAUCAGAUCCAUAUAUAUCUAGUAUGAGAAACCUGCCAAAAAAAGGACUGAAAACUUAUUCUAAAGAAGUUUUAGACUUGUUACAACCUCCUGAUUAUAAUUUAGACACCGAAGAAAAUAUUAACGAUUCCAGUUCAGAUUCUGAAUAUAAUUCCAGUACAGAUAGUAGCGACUAGCGAAUGGAAGUUUAUUUUUAAAAAAAUGUUUAUUUAUUUUUUAUUUUUUGUAUGCUGUAUUUCUUAUUUUAAAGAUAAUGUACAAAAUCAUAAGUUUAUUUAUAAGUUGCUCUAAAAAUAAAUUAAAUUUGCAACUUUAA
This is a messenger RNA of Aphis gossypii (cotton aphid), 5025 nucleotides long. RefSeq lists its product as uncharacterized. The record is from RefSeq and is a predicted model, not a curated record. The transcript is spliced from 2 exons. Bases 3053 to 4537 code for a protein of 494 amino acids. Lineage: Eukaryota; Metazoa; Arthropoda; Insecta; Hemiptera; Aphididae.